AUGGCAGCAACUUCUGAUCCCCCACCUAACAAGAAGCCAUGGCUUCCAUUCAAGUCUCAACUAGAGUUUGAAGUUGCUCAGAUUGCUCUCGAGGCUGCGCUGAACAAUGACCAAACUGAUUGGCUUAUUAAGAUCUGCUGCCAGUGCGCUAUCGGGAAUGACAAGUUCACCUUUGAAAACCACAAGGACAUUCACAAGAAAUGGGAUGCAGUGUCUCAAUGUGUCACGGGGGUGGUUCAAUUUCUUUUAAUGGUGUCCAUUCAUCUGACAUGA
Suillus subaureus is the source of this 273-nucleotide messenger RNA. RefSeq lists its product as uncharacterized. The transcript has a single exon. The coding region runs from base 1 to 273 and encodes 90 amino acids. Lineage: Eukaryota; Fungi; Basidiomycota; Agaricomycetes; Boletales; Suillaceae. The record is from RefSeq and is a predicted model, not a curated record.